This is a messenger RNA of Debaryomyces hansenii CBS767, 195 nucleotides long. RefSeq lists its product as uncharacterized. The coding region runs from base 1 to 195 and encodes 64 amino acids. The record is from RefSeq and is a predicted model, not a curated record. NCBI's taxonomy places the organism in Eukaryota, Fungi, Ascomycota, Pichiomycetes, Serinales, Debaryomycetaceae. The transcript has a single exon.
AUGUCAGGUCGUCAAGGAGGUAAACAAAAGCCAUUAAAGAAUCCAAAGAAGAAGCAACUGGACGAAGAUGAAGAAGACGUUGCUUACAAGGCGAAGCUUAAGGCUGACGCUCAAGCUAAGAAGGAUAUGGCCAACAAGGCCAAGAAAGGUGGCCCAUUAGUCGGUGGUGGUAUCAAGAAGAGUGGUAAGAAAUAA